Messenger RNA from Micropterus dolomieu (smallmouth bass), 2542 nucleotides. It is a transcript of the gene trim35-13, whose product is annotated as tripartite motif containing 35-13. The coding region runs from base 1 to 1410 and encodes 469 amino acids. Gene Ontology annotation, molecular function: protein binding; zinc ion binding. NCBI's taxonomy places the organism in Eukaryota, Metazoa, Chordata, Actinopteri, Centrarchiformes, Centrarchidae. The transcript is spliced from 6 exons. The record is from RefSeq and is a predicted model, not a curated record.
AUGGCCACCAGACGUGCUCAUGUUGAGGAUGACCUUUCCUGUCCAAUUUGUGGACACAUUCUCAGUCAGCCAGUGGUGCUCACAUGCAGACACAGAUUCUGUAAAGCCUGUCUAAAAGACAGCUGGGAGACACAAGGCCGUGGGGAUUCAAACUAUUGUCCUCUGUGCUGGCGCCGUUCCUCCAUGGAUCAAAUAGUGGUGAGCACUGUGCUGGAGAAGUCCUGUGAAUCCUUCAAGCUGGACAGAAGCAAGAAUGACCCAGAGGCUUGUAAGGAGCAUGGAGAAAAGCUCACGCUGUUUUGUUUGGAGGACUUGGAGCCAAUCUGUGGUGUGUGUGGGAAAGCAGCUGCACACACUGGGCACAGACUCUAUCCUAUUGGGGAAGGUGCUCAUGACUGUAAGGAAGAACUGAAGAGUGCGCUGCUGCCUUUGAAAGAGAAGAUGCAGCUGUACAAGAAAGCGAAAAUGGCCUGUGAGGAAAUGGCAGAACAUGUCAUGAACCAAGCUGAACAUACCGAAACACAGAUCAAAGAGGAAUUUGAAGCCCUUCACUGUUUUCUAAAAGAGCAAGAGGCUGCUAGGCUUUCUGCUUUGAAGGCCGAUGAGGAUGAGAAGACUCUGAUGAUUAACCAGAGGAUUGAAGAGAUGAGCAAUGAAAUUACAUCUCUGUCCAACACCAUCAGAUUAGUAGAACAGGACAUGAAAUCUCAAGACAUCCCAUUUCUUAAGAAUUACAAAGAAACAAUAAGAAGAACCUGGCGAACUUCUCCAAAUCCACAGAUGAUUUCUGGUGCUCUGAUUGAUGUGGCCAAGCACUUGGGCUCUCUGAAAUAUAAAGUGUGGGAGAAGAUGAAGAGCAUAGUAAAAUAUAAUCCUGUGAUUCUAGAUCCCAACACAGCAGCUAGCUGCUUCAGCCUCUCAGAAGAUCUCACAGUUGUGCAGAACUGCACCCAGAUUUUCAAGCUGCCAGACAACCCUGAACGCUUUGACAUCAGUGCUGAAAUGCUGGCUGCUGAGGGCUAUUCCUCUGGACGCCACAGCUGGGAUGUAGAGGUGAAGGACAACACCUACUGGGUGGUGGGAGUAGCCAGUGAGUCCAUCAACAGGAAGGGCAAGCACGUACUGACGCCAGCAGAGGGAUUCUGGACUAUACGGUUUCGCAACGGAGAGCAUAAGGCCUGCACAGCACCAUGGGAGUCGCUGAACAUGACUACGAAGCCAGAAGUGAUAAGAGUAGUUUUAGACAUGGACCGAGGCAAGGUGACGUUUUAUGACCCCAGAGAGAGAACACCUCUGUACACCUUCACAGAUGUCAUCACACCCAGAGCCUUUCCCUACUUUUGCACUGCCUGCAAAGAGCAUCCACUGAAAAUCCUAUCCACAAGAAUAUCCUUGUCAAUGGACCACUAACUCACACUGGAAACAUUUUGCCAAACAUUGCUUGUAUAAAAAUCCAAUGAAAGAAAUUAAGGGCUGCUUAAGCUUGUGAACAUAUGAUCAUGUUUUCUCUUGCAAGAGAUGACUGUGGGGAACACUACAAUUCUAAGAAAACUGAACGAAAAAUGCACCUCUAAAUUAUUACUGAUGAAUGACAUGAAACAGAAAUGUUUUAAAAUAUUUUAUUUGAGUUACAACAUAACAUGUAGUCUGGAGGAUCUGAAAUUGUAAAUAGCUUCACAAUCUUUAACACCUAUAUAUUACUAUACUGAUAAGAUUUGUUACGUGAAUGUACAGUCACUAUGUGUGACGUAGCUUUGCAUGACACAAAAUCACUACCACUUCUGGCUUAUUUCCAAGCAAAGGCAUAACAAAUGAUUUAAACAGAUUGGAAGCUUCAUAUAAGGCACAUACAGUAACAUUUGUGUAUUUGCAAACCCAUGCCACUGUUGUUCAGAGGUUCAAAUAUGACAAGUGAGAUUAGUUUUCAAUUGCAUAAAAAAAUACUCUAUGGUUAGUGUUUGAUCUAGUAGCCACGUGCCUUCACUGCAUGUUGAAGUCCGGUCUUUAAGCCUUAUCCAAACACGCGGCAGUAACGCCAUAGCCUCAUCCUAAAGUAUUGCUUAAACCUAAUUCUGGCAGCAUAUUUCAUAAAGGGGUUACACCCCGUAACAAAGUUAGACUUGAUAGCCCUCUUGUUGUCCUAAUCACAUUACUGUAACAUGUAUACUAUUUCAAAUGGGUUGUGGGAGAUACCCACUCUAUGUGCGGUAAUGCUCAACAUCCUUUUGAGGUGUUCAUUUAAUACAUUUUUUAAAAAAAGUUAUUAAAAAGUAUUAAAUGCCCUCACAUUAUGUACUCGUAUGUUACUCAUACAGUGUUAAAACAUCAUCUGAAACAAUACUCUGCCUAUGUAAGUAGUCCUUUUAACUCUGUUCCGUGAACAGUCAUAAUCUCGGCAGGUGGUGCACCAAGAUUGACUUAUUCCGAAACCAGCAUAUGCAUACGCUAUCCUUCCUUUACAGCUUCUGUUUAACUGAGGCACCACGACUGCCAUGCUAUGGCCUCGAUGUCAUAGAGACAUUCUUCCCUCCGCUAUAGCAUU